UCCCCUUGAGGGGUCCAGGGUUGCGAAGAAUAAUGCUGGGAGAGGCAGAAGGCUGCAACUAAACAAGUCACCAUCAAUGGUCUGGAACCCCAACUAACGACAGACCUGUAGAAAUGGAGCACUAUCACAGCAAGCAAGGACAGCAAGCCGACCAUCAAGACCCAGCCCAGCCAACCCAGUCAGACAACCAAUUCAACAGCGUGCUGGUAGAUGAGCUGGACAUGCUAUUGACCCAGGCAGCCUCCAUUAUUCAUUCGUCUAAAGCGAACCAUCCAAAGCACCAAAGAUCCAGUUCCCAGGAUGAGGCCACACAGAAUAUGUAUGAUGCCUGGCACCAUUUUAAUACCCAACAACGUUUGGAAACUGCCCGGGUCUUGGGACAUUGGGAGCAUGAGCGACAGCACAGCCUGAGUGUGCCAGAGGGGAGAAGUAGGGCACUACCAGAGUCUGUGCAGUGCUGGAAUCCAGGGAGAUCAUCAGAAAACCCCCAGGAGGUUCUGAAGAGCCAGUUCUGUCUUUUGAACAGACAGAUGACUUUGGCAUUAAUGGUACCUUCUCAGGAAAAUCUUGGAGCGGGAGUAAGUAAGAUCCCAAUCCAGAAACAAGUGGGGGCUGGAGGGGCUGAAGCCUCAAUCCAGCAACAGCUAGGGGCCAGAGUGUUUGAAGUCCUGUCCCAAGGACAAGCGAUCAAGAAUUCAGUCCAGGAACAGCUGGAGGCUAGAGAGAUAAAGACCCUGUCCCAGGGACAGCCAAGAGUCAGAGAGCCUCGGAUGCCAACUUGGGAACAGUUGGAAGAUAGAGAAGUUGAGUCCCGGUCCCAGAGACACUCGAGGACCAGAGAGACACAUUCUCCAUCUUGGGAACAUCUGGAAGAUAGAAAAGUUGACUCCUGGGCCCAGAGGCACUCGGGGGCCAGAGAGAUGCAUCCCCAAUCGAGGGAAGAAGUAAUUAAUGUCUGGUUCCAUGAACCCUCAGGGUUCAGUGAUGCUCCCACACCAUCCUGGGAACAACCGGGAGCUAGAGAAGUUGGGUCCUGGUCCCAGGGACCCUCAGGGGGCAUAGAGACUUCUUCACCAUCUUGGGAAGAAGUGGUUAGGAUCUGGUCCCAGCACUCUUCAGGCGCCCAAGAGAUUCAUUUUCCAUCCUGGGAAGAAGCAAUUAAGAUCUGGUCCCAGGAGCCCUCGGUGGGCAGCGAGACUCAGACACCAUCUUGGAAACACCUGGGAGGUAGAGAAGUUGAGUCCUGGUCCCAGGGACAAUCAGGGUUCCGAGUGACUCCUAUAACACCUUGGGAAGAAGCAAUUAAGACCUGGUCCCUGGGACACUUAGAGGCCAGAGAGACUCCUACAGCAUCUUGGGAAGAAGUAAUUAAGACUGGGUUGCAAGAGCCCUCAGGGUCCACAGAAACUCCUACAUCACCUUGGGAGCAGCUGGGCACUAGGGAAGUUGAAUCUUGGUCCCAGGAACACUUGGGGACUAGUGAGACCUAUACACCACCUCAGAUGCAACUGAAACUUAUAAACCCCUGGCCCAUUGCCCAGUCAUUUUUGGCAUCUUUGAUAUCGAAGGCUUUAACUCAAAGAGAAGUUAAAGAUGCCUUGAUCAAAAUCUUGGCCAGUGAGGUGUUGGGGACUUACGUAGCCAAAGCUCUGCCCCAGAGGAUGCUGAAGCCUGCUUUGAUGAGAGCCCUAUCCCAGAAGGACCUGGGAAACACCAUUACUAAAGCUCUCUUCCAGCCCAAAGUAAGGGUUCGGGUAGCAAAGACCUUGUCUCAAGGGGAGCUAGGAGCUGCUUUAUCCAGGGUUCUCAUGCCAGAGGAGAAAGAGGACCUGAUCCAAGCCAUACUCAAAGGGGAGCUGGGAUCGAUGGUCAUCCAGGCAUUAGCCAAAGGGAUCCUGGGAGUUAAUGUGAAUAGCUUCGUCACCCUGAUGACCCUCGCCCCCUCCGAGAAGAUCCCGUGCCCAUCGGAGCAGUCUUUGAGGACUGCGUCAGGUGGGAUUGUCUCACGUCCAGCCUAUCAGUUGCUGAGGAGGAAGGAAAUUGUGAAAGUACCCCAGAGGUUCUCAGAAAGGGAGGAGUCCCCACUCUCUGUAGCUAGUUGGAUGGAUUUGGAAGCAAACCCAACUCAGAAGAUUAACGAGGAGCAGCUCUGGGCUAUCCUGGUGAUCCAGUCCUAUUUCAGGGGCUUCAAGGUUCGGCAAAAUGUAGCCCAGCAGCAUAUGGCAGCUACUUUCAUACAGUCCAUCUGGAAAGGCUUAAUGGUACGACGAACCUUGGGCAGGCACAACACUGCUGCCAUCAUCAUCCAGGCAGCCUGGCGGGGCUAUACCACCCGGAAAUCCAUGACCUGGGACCAGCUCUCCACCUCCCUUGUUAAGAUCAUCUGCUGCCAGGAGAAGAGACCCUUAGGACACUGCCACCUCCAGCCAUGCCAAACUGGCUCUUACGGCACCUGUGGGUCCGAGCUCCCAAAUACGACUCUGGGCCAGAAGAUAGAUGGACCACCCGGCCUGGUACUGUCGACGUGUAUGGGAUCCUGUUGCCCUGACGCAUGUGGGUGCUCUACAGACACCGACAUUGCAUGCAGGAAGGGUAGAGGCCCCAGGCUGGAGAGUGGAAAACUCAAGGAGCACAAGGAGCCUGAGAAACCAAGCAAGUGGAAGCAAUUGGCGAAUGCAGCCACGGUGUUGCAGGCUGCCUGGCGAGGGUACCAGGCUCGGCGGGCUCUGUGGUAGCAGCAGAGGGCAGUCCCCAUGACGCAGGUUGCCUGGAGGGAGUUUCACAAUCAGAAUGAGCUGGUCUAGCAGGUGCAGGCGAAGGAGGAGUAUGCUCCCUGGGACCCCUGAAGUACAAUGUGCCUGUGGCUUAGGACUGCACUGCACCGUUCUCCAUCUACCUGCCACAGUUUGUCUGAGCUGUAAUAAAAGAAUCGCAACCCAUCUGGGACGUCUCUGAG
Molecule: messenger RNA, 2956 nt
Organism: Tachyglossus aculeatus (Australian echidna)
Lineage: Eukaryota; Metazoa; Chordata; Mammalia; Monotremata; Tachyglossidae
Gene: IQCN
Product: IQ motif containing N
Exons: 3
Coding region: 114-2735 (873 amino acids)
Molecular function (GO): protein binding
Source: RefSeq, a predicted model, not a curated record